AUGCGAGACCCCCUGGAGCUGGAGGAGCAGGGCGGCGGCGGCUGGCUGCAACCGGGAAGGCACGACGAGCGAGUGAGACGCUGUACCCGCCAAAGCUACCAGCAAAGCUUGAUUGACAAGGGAGUGACGUUGGGCGAGGGCGGCGUGUACGUCAUCGGCCAGGUAACCGGAAGGGGGGGGUGUGAGGAGAUGGGCGUCCUGACGAGACGACGGACGCCUGGGAUGAAGGGGAGGGUCUCAGUCGGCGGCCUGCUUUGCUUCGAGGACUGGAGAAAGGGCGGCGGCGGCAACAGCACCUCUCUCCGUGACCGCUCCGGUUACCCUGGCGGAAGCUCGACAUGA
Messenger RNA from Purpureocillium lilacinum, 342 nucleotides. NCBI's taxonomy places the organism in Eukaryota, Fungi, Ascomycota, Sordariomycetes, Hypocreales, Ophiocordycipitaceae. The record is from RefSeq and is a predicted model, not a curated record.